AGUAUAUGUGUUGAAAAUAUAUCUAUAUCAAAGUAAAACUGUUAAGUUUUAAAAGGAGAAUUACAGAAAAUCCUUAUAAGAAUGAUAUUAACAAUUAUUUUUAUAAUAUAUACAGUCAUAAAAACACGACGAGAACCAGCAUGUAAAGCAUAUAUACGUAAAAUUUCCAAAAAAUUUAUGAAUCAUUGUUCUGUUCUGUUUACUCCUAUGAUAUAUAGAGAUCCAAGAAUUCAUAAUUGGAUAGGAGAUAAUUUGAUUUCGCCCAUGAGUAAUAACAAACAUGAUGCUGAACUUCAUAUGGCAGUAACGUUUGAUUCUAUAAUAGGGAUGUAUGGUAUAUUUCCACGACAAGAAAUAUUUAUAUCAAAUUGGCUGAGGUAUAAAGAUAAGAGUUCACUCUUUCCUUUGAUGAAAGGUCAGAACUGUCGGAUUUCAAGCAAAGCUGAUGAGCGUCUAUAUGUUGUUAUCGAUACUGCUAUUGAUUCUUAUUACGAGAAUAGUCCAAAAUACUGUAUAAAAAUUGAAGAUUAUGGUCAAAUUAAGGCAUGGAUAGCAAAGAUAGAUUCAGAUGAUCUACAUUUACUUUUAGAUACAGAUAUUGAUCAUUUUGCAGCUUUAGGUACUAUGUUUAUACAGGGACAACAUCAAAUUAACAAUGGUUUAUUUAUAAAACGUAUACAAUCUGUUGUAGUAACAGGAGAACCAUGCAUUUAUGAGGGAUAUAAAGAAUCAACAUACCCUCCAUCACAGCAUAGAAACGCUCUUAAUGUAUUUAGUAACGCAGCUUUAAAAGCUGUGAGUUGGAAUAAACCUGUAGAGGUUACUGAUUAUUCUGGUGUGUUUGUAUAUCCACAAAAAGGCUCAGCUAUUUUGAAAGGAGAAAAAAGAUUAAAUAUAGAUUUCGAAGCUCUGGAAAUUCAAAAGAAACUCGAUCAAAUGCUAUCGUUCGCAAUAACACCAGUUAAUACAACUCAUAAACUAAAGGAAGAAGAAACUUCUAAAAUUUACGAAAAAGGAGAAGACAUUAUAAGUAAACCUCCAAAUGUACUUAUUUAUGCAGAUACUGCAGAUACAGCCGAAAAUAUAAAAUCUCUAUUAACUAAGAUACUAGAUCCAGAGAGAUAUACCAUAUAUUACUUAACACCAUUAGAUGCUCCAAAAAACAAUUGGGUAAAUCAGGUUGCUUUGGUUGUCGUUUGUGGUAAUAUUUUAAACAAUGCUGCUGAUCGAAUUCUAGAAUACAUUAUACACGGUGGUAAAGUUUUAGCAUUAUGCUCCAACAUGCUAUAUAUUUUGCUGCCAUCAUUCAAGACUGCAGAAAUGCGUGAGAAUGAACUUGUUUGUUUAUCAUAUGGAAAAUGGAAGCGUGUGCAUAUGAUGCAUGAUAUUACUUGCUACCAAGCAUCUCCAAGGCGAAAUCAAUUUCAAGAUUUCGAAGAUAGAAGGAGAUUUUUAUCAAAAGUUCCACAGUCAGCUGAUUAUGAAGAUAAACAAGGAAAAUCACAUGUGUUUGAUGUGAAAAUAUUGGGUGAAGAGGAAACAUGGCAAAAUCCAAGUAUAUUACUCGCAACUUUAGCUAACAGUGACGGUAAAAUAGUGUUCUCUCAGGUCCAUUUAGAGAAAGAUCCAAAGGAAUACGAAAACGAAGAGGAUUUAUUUAAAACGCUCAAAAAGAGUAAUGCUGCGCGUUUAGAAAUAAUCACUGAUCUAUUGAGUACUCAUCUAGGAAUGGAGAUAAAUCAUGCUAUUGAAACACCUAUAGCGUAUACUCCAGCUUAUCUUCUAAGCAAAACUGAAAAUUUCAAGAUAGAACUGCUAAAGAACUUAUCAAAUCUGACAGAGGAUUACAUAUUACAACAGUCAAGUUUGAAGAUGCAAUUUUUCACAAAUAUAGAAGAAAUAUCAAAAAUUGCAUCAGAAGAUUUCUUGCCCAUUAUAAUGAAUGAUAAAGCUCGUCCGUUUAAUUUCUCGUCUACACAGUACUAUCAAACUCUUCAGACAAAGAAAUUAGGUCAAUUAAUAAUAUACUCCGAUAUCUUAACAACUACUAUGAAUGUAAUAGAAGGCAUUGUGACACAUGGAUUGGCGGUUAUUACACGACAACAAACACAAGGACGAGGACGAUGUUUCAAUAAAUGGAUUAGUCCAGUUGGUAGUGUUUUGUUUACUGUGCAAAUUCAUGUUCCUAUAAAUUCGAUCCUUGGUAGACAAAUAUCGAUUCUACAACAUAUUGUCGCUGUAGCAAUGAUAUCAGCUAUAAGAUCUACUCCAGGAUACAAAAAUAUUAAUCUUAGAAUAAAAUGGCCUAACGAUAUAUAUAUCGGUACAUCGAUUAAGAUUGGUGGCUUGAUAGUGCGUACACAUAUGAAUGCUUCAAAUUAUAUUUGCAAUAUUGGUGCUGGUAUAAAUCUCUCUAAUAGCAAGCCUACAAUAUGUAUUAAUGAUGUAAUUUCCCAAUAUAAUGAAAAAUAUAAGGUCAAUUUGGAAAAGUUCUCUUAUGAAAAAUACAUGGCGCUUGUAUUUAAUCAAUUGGAAUAUCUGUUAGAUUGUGUAGAAAGAAAUAAUAUAAAACAUUUUUAUUCUCUAUAUUACCAAUACUGGUUGCAUAAAAAUGCAACUGUUACUGUGAUACAGCCAAAUGGAGAGCCCAUGGAAGCUACAAUAUUAAGUAUUGAUGAUUUUGGACAUUUGAAAGUCUAUUCAUCCUUAUAUGAUACAGAUAUAACUGUACAUCCAGAUAGCAAUAGUUUCGAUCUUCUUAAGGGACUAAUAAUACCAUUGGUCUUCCAAAAAGUCCUGGAACGCUAAAAUAUCUCGAAAACGAACUAUAAUGAAAAAUAUGUAAGAAACAAAAUUAUAGAAUAAAACUAAAUAAAAUGUAUCUAAUGAUGAUAAGAAUUUGACCUUGGAUGAAGUGCUCAAGGUCAUAUAAAGGUCAAGUUGAUUUUUUUAAAUGAAACUUCCCAUUUUUUAUUGCAUAUGCUUAUAGCUUAUCUCGAGGGGGAUUGUCCGAUUAGACACAGUCAAUCAUAUCGACCGAUGCCUAGGGUAACCAGCAUGAUCAAGUACGAUUAGCCAAUUAAAGCUAGUUAUGUCCAAUUGUACUGUGUCUAAUCGGAGGUAUCUCUAUCUCGAGAACUUUCCAAAACACUAUAAUUAAGUUAGUUUUCAUUGUUAAUUGAAAAUUACAUAUUUUUUCUUCGAAACAAUUAU
Camponotus floridanus (Florida carpenter ant) is the source of this 3213-nucleotide messenger RNA. RefSeq names its product biotin--protein ligase (gene Hcs). Gene Ontology annotation, biological process: protein modification process. Gene Ontology annotation, molecular function: biotin--[biotin carboxyl-carrier protein] ligase activity. The record is from RefSeq and is a predicted model, not a curated record. Gene Ontology annotation, cellular component: cytoplasm. Lineage: Eukaryota; Metazoa; Arthropoda; Insecta; Hymenoptera; Formicidae. Bases 82 to 2808 code for a protein of 908 amino acids. The transcript is spliced from 16 exons.